Molecule: messenger RNA, 2331 nt
Organism: Talaromyces atroroseus
Lineage: Eukaryota; Fungi; Ascomycota; Eurotiomycetes; Eurotiales; Trichocomaceae
Exons: 1
Coding region: 1-2331 (776 amino acids)
Source: RefSeq, a predicted model, not a curated record
AUGGCUGACCAUAGCUCACCGGAUUACAAGAGCCUUCUGCAGCGAGCACAGGAGUUACUUCGGCAAGCGGAAGACCGAGAACAACGGGAAACAGAACUACGCAGGCAGGAAGCAGAGUUACGCAAGCAAGCGGAAGACCGAGAACAACGAGAAGCAGAGCUACGCAGGCAAGCAGAAGAUCGAGGGCAACGGGAAGCAGAGCUACGAAGGCAGGAAGCAGAGUUACGCAAGCAAGCGGAAGACCGAGAACAACGGGAAGCAGAACUACGUAGGAAGGCAGAAACACAAACCCAACCAACAACUUUUCGAGAGUUUGUCCAAGCUUGUCAUGAGCUGUUUUCCCAACAAAUAGAAGUUGGCACGCCAACUAAAUCGACAAAGGGACAUAUUCCGGCUCCAUCUGGAAAGUACUGCCCAACGCGACUUCGCCUUUGGUCAGAAUGUCCAUCUCAGCAGCGAGAGAUCUACAAUACUGUCUGUGAUUACCUACAGCCGGCGGGAAGGGAACCUGCUCGAUUGUUUGCAUCCCUUACCGAAUUACAUGGCCUGAGUCGACGUUUCUCUCGCCGAGUGCUCAGAAGUGAAAAGGACCUAGAGAGCUACGAGCGUUUUGCCGUGGAAGACCACGUCCAUGAUAUCAUAGCAGAGCUGUGCAAAAUACCAGCUGCCCAAGAGAGAUUCCGGCUCGGCAACGGGGUUGAAUUUGACAACCACGCGCAUACUCUGGACGAUUCUGAAGAUGCUGAUGAAGAAGUGUUGGAUAGAUCAAACUCACGACAUCCGAGGGCUGAUCAAUUCUGUAUCCAUCGAGUUGACGGCACCACCAACAUCUUGCUCACGACGGUGGAGUACAAACCACCGCACAAGCUAUCUGUUGAGAACCUCCGAAAGGGUCUACGGCCGAUGGAAUUUUGGGAAGAAGUCGUCAACCGGAAUGAGAUCCCCGUGGAGAAGAAUGCAAAGCUAAUAUACAACGCGGAACAGCUAGCGAAUUCGGUCUUGGCUCAAGAAUAUCAUGUGAUGAUCCAGGAAGGACUUGAAUACUCCUAUAUAACUAAUGGCCUGGCCUUAGUUCUUCUCCACGUUCCAUAUGACGAUCCCAGUACUCUCUAUUAUUUCCCAUGCGAGCCGAACAUGGAGGUAAAUGUGGACGAUUCUGCUAGUUUCCAGCAGCCUACAACGACAAUUGGCAGGGUGUUAUGUCUCUGUUUGAUGAGUUUCCAAUCUCAAAUCCGAGAUCAGACGUGGCGUAAUGCGGCUCGAUCCCAGCUACAUAUAUGGAAGACCAGCUUCGACCAUACGCGCUCACAGAUACCUGAUGACGAAUUGCAGGAAGCCCCGCCGGAUUCAGAGUAUCCGAGCUCAGAAUUCACCGGCUCCGAAUACUUGCCAUCCUCCCCAUUAGAGUCGACUUCUGUGCAAACCCGUCGAAUCUCUUCCCGAUCUCGAGGCACAUGCGUGGACCUUGAAGUUUCUCAGACGGAAUCGAUGGACUCGUCUGAUUCCGAUACAAACCCAGCAGCUCAUGGCCGAAAGCGAGGCUUCAGUCAAAUUAUGUCCUCUCCGUCAAGUCAACGUUCAGCAACACGUCCAGCUGACUCGACUCCCCCUAGUGACCAACGCCAACAGCACACAUCACGUUUCUGUACACAGCGAUGUCUGCUGGGUCUCCAACAAAAGGGCGCACUCGAUGAUUCCUGUCCGAAUGUUCAUCUUCAUCGCCAUGGCCAUCAGGGCAACCGGCACCGUAUCGACACUAACACACUGGUUCAAAUGCUAAAGGACCAGCUCGAUCAGGAUCUUGACCACAACUGUACACCGUUCGGAGAUUGUGGAUCGUAUGGCGCCCCGUUCAAGAUUACAUGCGCUGCAUAUGGCUACACACUAGUUGGAAAGGGGACCACGGACAAACUCUGGAAGGAAGUUUCUCGUGAAGCAGAAGUAUACCAGGUUCUUCGGAAGGUACAGGGGCUUGCAGUCCCGGUGUUCCUGGGAGCUAUUGAUCUGAAAAUGACCUACUUCCUCCAUGGAGCUGGAGAAAUCCGGCAUAUGCUACUGAUGGCGUGGGGGGGAAGGGAAAUGGGGACGGGCGAGAGAUUGACUGAGAUCUCAAGGUCGACGGCACUUAUCCGUAAACUCGGGGUAUUGCAUGGCGAUUUGCGACUUCAAAACAUCUUAUGGAAUGAUGAACUCGGUCGGGUCAUGAUCAUAGAUUUCCAUCGAUCUGAAAUCCGGCGCCAACUGAUCGGAGAACGCGUCCAUUCUUCAAAAAGGUCACGUGAUAUCCAUGAUACUGGGCACUCUAAACGUCGUCGUCUGCUUUACACAUGA